AUGAGUGACUCGCGAGUGCAUCCAUCUAGAACCAUUCUCCUAGUAGUUACCACUGGAGGCUUUACACAUGCCACCCCUGUCUUGGAAAUUGGCCGGGCGCUCGCGGAGCGUGGUCACGGCAUUCAAUUUGCAACCCUUGAGGGGCAAGAGAGCUGGGUUCAAUCUGCAGAGUAUGAUUUUGUGAAAAAGGUUCACCACUUAGGCCCCGGUCCAACCCACGAACAACUUGAUGGCCAUUAUCGGCGCAUGCAGGCAUGGGAUAUCUCCAAAGGCAUCGGGCAAGCUAUGGAAUCCAAGUAUCUCUUUGACUCAUUCUGGCCUCAAACCUAUCAUGGUCUCAAAAAAAUAAUGAAUGACCCAGGGACUCGACCUGACAUGAUCGUUGCCGAUUUCUUUGUCGAAGCCGCUAACGAUAUUCAUGUCGAAUAUAAGUUACCCAUCGCUGUUGUGUGUCCCAAUAUGCCCUCCUUCCAGUUACCAUGCCCGUAUAUCCCGGGCCGGCCAGGCUUCCAGCUUCCAGGGACCAUGACUUCUGAGGAUACCCCGAUGUGGCUGCGCAUCAUGAACGAGAUAUUCUUCUUACCGGACCUUCCAGCUAUCAUCCGCGCAGAAAAGCGGGGCAAGAAAAUGCGAAACGACACUGGCGUCUUCUAUCCGCCCCACAAGCCCAGUAAACCAGAUUAUCUCAUCUUUGUUAACUCAUUUUUCGGUCUAGAAAUUCCUCGAGAUCUACCGCCAACCGCUGCCCCUGUGGGCCCUCUCCUCAGUCCUUCUUAUCCACAAUUAGACGACGAGUGUGGUGCCUUCUUAGCCAAGCACAAAUCAGUUCUUUAUAUCGCUCUUGGCACACAUAUUAUUCUGCCUCAUAGGGAUGCCAUGACUAUAGUGAAGGGCGUGAAUUGUCUGAAGGAGGAAGGAUUGAUCGAUGGUGUCAUUUGGGCUAUGGGUCAGACGUGCCGAGCAGAUCUUGACCGCAGCACCUCGUUCUCGUUAGGCGCGGAUGGUCCAAAUGAAAUAACCUUGGGAGCCUUACUUGAUAACAAGCAUCCAGAUUGGAUAUUCCCCUUUUUUGCACCUCAGCGGGCUAUCCUCGACAGUGACUCUACUAAGCUCUACUUCACACAUGGUGGAGGAUCCAGUGCCAAUGAGGGUCUUUACCAUGGAAAGCCAAUGCUAUCAAUGGGUAUAUUUUCCGACCAAAUCGCCAAUACCGCUCGUCUCGUCGCAGGUGGCGUUGCUGAGUCUUUGAGUAAGCUCGGUUUUACAAGUGAUGAGCUUUAUACGAAAGCGAAAAAGAUUCUCAAAUCAGAAGACGGAAUGUAUCGACGAAAUGUGGUGCGUCUACAGCGCAUUGCGCAUGUCGCUGCUCGCCGGAAGUAUCAUGCCGCCGAUCUCAUUGAGGAGCUCAUGUACGACAAUGAGCUGCGGUUCGAAGAUGGCAAGGAAUUGCGACCAAUGCACUUGCAGACGGCUGAUAUGCGCAUGUCAGCCUUUAAAGUCAAGAAUUGGGAUCUUUACGCUGUCAGUGGGCUGGCCUUGUCUGUGGCUCUCGGAUCGAUGUGGCUUGCUGGACGCUUUGCAUGGAGCUAUCGCGGCGCCGUGAUGGUUCAGGCCCGAUUUAUCGCACUCGCAAGCUGGUAUACUCUGAAGAAUACCUUCAGCAAGUGA
This is a messenger RNA of Aspergillus niger, 1668 nucleotides long. RefSeq lists its product as uncharacterized. The transcript has 3 exons. Gene Ontology annotation, molecular function: UDP-glycosyltransferase activity. The record is from RefSeq and is a predicted model, not a curated record. Lineage: Eukaryota; Fungi; Ascomycota; Eurotiomycetes; Eurotiales; Aspergillaceae. Bases 1 to 1668 code for a protein of 555 amino acids.